CUUCAUCAACUUUUGUAAAUGAACAUAGACUUGUACCACAGGUAGGUACCUGUGAGUAGAAAACAAAUCCUGCCUACGUGGCUACGUUAACCUCAAGAAUAAUACGUUUGUGGGCAUCAUAGUCCUUAUCAAAGCCUGUCCAUGAGCUUCGUGGCACAAGUUAAAACAAAGCUUAUCUCCAUGCACAUGGCCGGCACACUCUACAAGUCACACAAAUACUAGUACUUCUUUGGAGCUGUUAUAGCAACUUCUAUAUAACCUAAGAAAAACGAUAUGUUCAGUUUACAAGGAAACUGUGUGAACAAGACAAGGGCUAAAGCAGAGCACGUAAUCAUAGAUGUAUGCAUGGUGUAUAAUCUAAAAGAAAAAAGACAACCAAAUCGGCACCAAAGACAAAGGCUAGAGCUAGCUGAGCAGAUCACAAUGGAACUCGAGUGAACCUCUGGCAUGGCACCAAAUGGCUCCCUCUCGGGCGUAACGACGACGAGGCAACAGAGAACAAGAGACAACGAUAUAUAAGGCCAAGAAUGGCGAUGGUGAUACGUACAGCUCUGUCAACCUUCCUCCGACACCAUCAAUGGCGGCCAUCUUGGGAACGGGAGCUCCCGUGCUGCUGGCCGCUGCCUUGGGGGCGGCCUGCGGGCUCCUCUUCUGGCUCCGGGCGUUGAGGCGGCCGGCCGACGACCCGAUGCGUGGCAUCCCGGGGAACAUGGGGUGGCCGGUGGUGGGCGAGACCUUCGCCUUCAUCGCCGCCUUCUCCAACCCGGCCGGCAUCCUGAGCUUCAUGCGCGAGCGGCAGGCGAGGUACGGCAAGGUGUUCAAGACGUACGUGCUGGGGCGGACGACGGUGUUCAUGACGGGGCGGGAGGCGGCCAAGAUCCUGCUGUCCGGCAAGGACGGCGUGGUGAGCCUCAACCUCUUCUACACCGGCAAGCAGGUGCUGGGCCCCACCAGCCUGCUCACCACCAACGGCGACGAGCACCGGCGGCUGCGCCGGCUCAUCGCGCAGCCCCUCUCCGUGGACGCUUUACGGAAGCACUUCGCCUUCAUCGACGGCCUCGCCGUGCAGAUCCUCGGCUCCUGGGCCGGCCGCGGCCGCGUGCUCGUCCUCGACGAGGCCUCCCAGUUCACGCUCAAGGUCAUCGCCAACAUGCUCGUCAGCCUGGAGCCGGAGGGGCCGGAGCAGGAGGAGUUCCGGGCCAACUUCAAGGCCAUCUCCUCCUCCUUCGCGUCGCUGCCGCUCAAGCUCCCCGGCACGGCCUUCCACCGCGGCCUCGGCGGCCGGAACCGGAUGUACGCCAUGCUGGACGCGGUGAUCGCGCGCCGCAGGGCCGGCGAGGUCCGCGAGGACUUCCUCCAGACGCUCCUCAUGAAGCACGCCCGCGGCCAGCAAGGAUCGUCGGACCCGGCGGAGGAGGAGAAGCUGACGGACGCGCAGCUCAAGGACAACAUCCUGACGCUGCUGGUGGCCGGCCACGACACCACCACGGCGGGCCUGACCUGGCUCGUCAAGUUCCUUGGCGAGAACCCGGACGUGCUCGCCAGGCUCAGGGAGGAGCACAUGGGGAUCCGGGCGGCGCACGACGGCGACGACACGCAGCACCUGUGGUGGUCGGACCUGAGCAGCAUGCCGUACACGACCAAGGUGAUGAACGAGACGCUGCGGCGGGCCACCAUCCUGCCGUGGUACUCGCGUAAGGCCGCGCAGGACUUCAGCAUCGACGGCUUCGAGGUGGCCAAGGGCGCGUCGGUGAACCUGGACGUGGUGUCCAUCCACCACGACGCCGCCGUCUUCGCCGACCCCGAGCGCUUCGACCCGGACAGAUUCGACGGGUCGCUGAAGCCGUACAGCUUCCUGGGGUUCGGCAGCGGGCCGCGGAUGUGCCCGGGGAUGAGCCUCGCCAAGCUCGAGAUUUGCGUCUUCGCACACCACCUCGUCUGCACAUACGACUGGAAGGCGCUGGAGGAUGACGCCUCGGUGCAGCCGACGCUGGUGCGCAUGCCCAAGAACAAGUACCCCAUCCUCGCCACCGCGCUCCCCUGAACUCCAUCUCCGGCGAUUUGCGCCGAUGCUGGCUCGCUCUGACCCCAGCUCCGGCGAUGGCGAGGUGGCGGCAUUUGUUUUCGGCAUGUGACAGACCGACACGCACUCUACAGAUGCUGUCAUCGGCAUGGUCAGAUUAUGGUAUUUUGAGGCUACAUGUAUUGUAUGGACCAACUAUAUGCAAACUUUGCUUGUAUUAGCAAGUGAAACCAGCAAUCACUUUUCUUAGUACAACAAUUCCACACACAUAAGGAUGAACAGCUCAUGAAUUUAAACAAGGAAAAACAAAUAAAGUGAACAAAACAUUCUUUAGACGAUUAAAACAUGUCAAACUUGCAAUGCCAU
Molecule: messenger RNA, 2389 nt
Organism: Aegilops tauschii subsp. strangulata
Lineage: Eukaryota; Viridiplantae; Streptophyta; Magnoliopsida; Poales; Poaceae
Product: abscisic acid 8'-hydroxylase 3-like
Biological process (GO): sterol metabolic process; brassinosteroid biosynthetic process; multicellular organism development
Molecular function (GO): heme binding; iron ion binding; oxidoreductase activity, acting on paired donors, with incorporation or reduction of molecular oxygen
Source: RefSeq, a predicted model, not a curated record